This is a messenger RNA of Epinephelus fuscoguttatus (brown-marbled grouper), 8554 nucleotides long. RefSeq names its product transmembrane protein 94 (gene tmem94). Bases 511 to 4641 code for a protein of 1376 amino acids. The record is from RefSeq and is a predicted model, not a curated record. Lineage: Eukaryota; Metazoa; Chordata; Actinopteri; Perciformes; Serranidae. The transcript is spliced from 33 exons.
GCAAAACGCUCCCCAACAUGGCUGCUGCGGUACUGUAAAGGCUCAGAAGUGCAUUUGUAUCUGAGAGAAAAUCGUAAUUUUAAAAGGAUAACAACGACGACCUUAAAAUUACGGGACCUCUACAUGAAUGUUAAGAAGAGGAUCCCUGUGCUGCACCUGAGCAGCAAUUAAAUCUCCAUACAAAACCCCAAAUCCCACAGUUACCCGCUUCUCUCUGCUGGUCCCUGCAGGUGUGGGCGUGCCUCCUGCCACACUGGCAGAAGAGGCGGGGCAGGAGGUGUUGCCAGGUGGGGGACCAAGGCUACACCUGCCUGCCUUCUACAUCUUCCUCCGUCCAAAUUUGAAUUACUUCAUCUGCAGCUUCCGCAGCCAGCGGGCUGAGAACAAUCCGGCCGAGAACCUUCGGUGUGCGGCGUCCACAUUCGGACAUUGCAGAGCAGCACUGACAAGGCUCUGCUGGGUGCCGUUGGCUGGUUGAGGAGCGGAGCAUGUUGAGUGGCUGUGGUUGCCAUGGAGCAGCAGGAUAAGAAGCAGGAGGAGGAUGCUGUGGCUCUGGGCCUGUCGACCGGCCAGGCUCUGGUGAAGCUACGGGACCAGCUCAGCAGCCUGCUGGAGCAGCACCAGAGGGCUGCACGCAGACGAGCCUCUGCACAGGAGCAGUGGGUGAAUAGCUUCCUUUACCAUAGCAACCGUCACUCCUGCCUCCAUUGGCCGGGAGCUGCCCUCACUCUACUGGUGGUGCUGGGACUCUUCUGUUGCCAUGGCAGCCAGCCAAAGGGCAGUUCUGGUAUAGAGCUGGUGAACGCUGCAGCCCUCCUUCUUCUCUUCUUGCUAAACCUGCUGCUGGUCAGACGUCAGGAGCAGCUGAAGAGGAGUGAGAUGGUCCGCCGUCUCAAGGGCAUCAUCACACAGCUCAGCGACUACCUGUCAGGGUGUGUGGGUGACGUGCGAUGGUCUCCAUCUCUGUACCCUGAUCUGUACACACCCUCGUCCCCAUCGUGGUCCCUUCACUGGACUUACCGUGACUCCCAGUUGGUUAACCUGCCUGUCAGUCUGCUGGUGGAAGGAGACGUCAUUGCUCUGAGACCUGGCCAGGAGGCAUUUGCAUCCCUCAGAGGCAUUAAGGAUGAUGAGCACAUUGUGUUGGAGCCAGGAGAUUUAUUCCCCCCUUUCUCGCCUCCUCCUUCGCCACGGGCCAAUGAGAAGAGAGGACCCCAGAGCCCCCAGCAGCACCGUCUCUUCAGAGUGGUACGGACUCCAGUCCUGGACAUUGUCAGGAACAGUUUGGAGAUGGCGUUGGCUCGACCAGUCACGGUUUUAGAUAAUGAGAGGUUUACAGUACAGUCCGUUAUCACCAAGCUAGUCUGUCCUAUCGUUCUGGUGGCAUUCCUGCUAGUAAACACAAUCCGCUAUUUUUGUGAUGCACCCAGCCUCACCCCUACCUGCUACAAUUUCUUUCAACUUCAGGUGAUGGGUGUCCUGCCCAUCUUGCCUUUGCUCUUCCCUGUUAUGUGGGUGCUGUUGAAUGCCUUCGGAGAGGCCAGGGUCCUUGCUGAGUUUAGCCGCGCGUCGCCAGCUGGUCUGCUUGCUAAGUUCUCUGAGGACACACUAAGCAGCUACACCGAAGUGGUUUCCUCCCAGUCAACACGUCUUGACCGAGCACCUCUGGAUGAGUUGCUGCGUUGUGUGUGGAGACACCUGGUUGGCGUCCUGAAGGGAGAGUCUCAGACACUCUGUUAUACUUCCAGCCUUUUACACACUCUGGGAUCUGUCACUGUGCUGUGUUGUGUGGACAAGCAGGGGAUCCUGUCGUGGCCUAACCCCAGUCCAGAGACUGUGCUGUUCUUCAGUGGACGGGUGGAGCCACCUCACAACAGCCAGGAUGAUCUCAGAGACGACCUGUCAGUCAGCUCCUACUGCCGGGUGGAGACAGAUGAUGACAGGGAUGAGGCCCAGGAGGCGGAGGCUCUGCUCUGUCUACCAGCAGAGCCCCAGGUGGGGGAUGGGCCUGAACCCAGUGAGACAUCACAUGACACUGCUCGCUCAUCUGACACAUUUCGGGCGCGGCGCGCCUGCCAGCCUGCACACACUCGCACCAAACACCACUCUGGAUCCAACGUGAGCUUCAGCCAUGACACCGAGGGAGGCGAGGAUGACCAGGUCCAGGACUUUGCAAUGGGCUGCCCAGAGGCGGAGGCUGAUGACUUUGUGUGUGACUACCACCUGGAGAUGCUGAGCCUGUCGCAGGACCAGCAGAACCCCGCCAGCAUCCAGUUUGACGACCUCUCCUGGCAAUGCCACCUGCCGUCCCUCAAGCCGCUGGGCCUCAACAUCAUGCUGAACCUCUGCAACGCCAGUGUCACCCAGCAGCUCUGCCGCUUCUCUGACCACUUGUCCAACCUGGCUCUGCAGGAGAGCCACGGCACCGUGCUGCCCGUCUACGUCCCCUGGGGGCUCUGCGAGCUCUCCAGACUCAUAGGGUUCACUCCUGGUGCGAGGGAGCUGUUUAAACAGGAGAACCACUUGGCUCUGUACCAGCUGCCAUCAGGAGAGAAGACUAAGGAGUUCACUUCCCGCCGCCUUCAUUACUUCACCAAACGCCAGCCUCCCAUCUCCCACCUCAUCUCCCUGUUCGUACGAGACUCUUCCUCCAAUAACGUCCAGAUGCUGUCGCACGGCUCGGCCGACCUCAUCCUGGAGGCCUGCACUGACUUCUGGGAUGGAACUGACAUCUAUCCCCUCUCGGGCUCAGACAGAAAGAAGGUUCUGGACUUCUACCAGCGUGCCUGUCUGUCAGGUUACUGCUCAGCAUUUGCCUACAAGCCAAUGCAAGUAUCUCUGUCCAGCCAGCUGAAUGGGAAGUGUGUGGAGCUGGCCCCUGGUCCCUGCCUCUUCUCUGGAGUGGAGCUGCCCUCCACCACCCCCAUCAAACACAACUCGUGCAGGAACAGCUGGAGCUCUGACGAGGGUAUAGGUGAGGGUGUGGAGCGCGAGGACUGUGUUCAGGCCCUCAGUGGGCAGAUCUUCAUGGGCAUGGUGUCCUCCCAGUUCCAGGCGAGGCUGGACACAGUCCGGCUCAUAGAUGCCCUCGUCACAGCUUGUAUCCGGUUUGUUUACUUUUCCAUGGAGGAUGAGCUCCGCAGCAAGGUUUUUGCAGAGAAGAUGGGUUUAGAGACAGGCUGGAACUGUCACAUCUCUCUGACCCCAAAUGGAGACAGUCCCUGUGAUGGAGCUCCAUCCAGCCCCAGUCAGGGCUCCCUGCAUGAAGACCUGAACCAAGAUUCUCGGGAUGAAGCAGAAGGUCCGCUGCUACCAGAGGAGGAAGCCCACUCUGACCUGGCCAGUUUCCAGCCCACAGACAGCGAUGUGCCCAGCUUUCUGGAGGACUGCAACAGGGCCAAGCUACCUCGUGGUAUCCACCAGGUUCGUCCUCAUUUGAAGAACAUUGAUAAUGUGCCUCUUUUGGUGCCACUCUUCACUGACUGCACCCCUGACACCAUGUGUGAGAUGAUAAAGAUCAUGCAGGAGAACAGGGAGGUUACAUGCUGUCUGGGAAGCUCCGCCAAUUUCCGCAACAGCCGCCUGUUCCUACAGAGUGACCUCAGCAUCGCUCUGGACCCUCUGUACCCCUCUCAGUGUUCGUGGGAGACGUUCGGCUAUGCCACCGGAGGAGGUUUUAACGACAGAGACGCUGAAGGUCUGUCACCUCUGAGGCUCUCCGGACAGCUCAACAGUCUGGGCUGCUCUGCCACCUUCCACCAGGGAGAGAGUGUCAGCAUGGUCAAGCUCAUAGAGCAGGCACGACACACAGUGUACGGCAUCCGCAAGUGCUUCCUUUUCCUGCUGCAGUGUCAGCUCAGUCUGGUCAUCAUCCAGUUCUUUGCCUGUCUAGCUCAGCUCCCUCCUCCCAUGAACACCACUGACAUCCUCUGGCUGUCCUGCUUCAGCUGCCCACUGCUAAGUGUGUCUUUUUUGGGGAAGCCACCAGAUAGUUCAGUGAUGACAGUUGCCACAGGGAAGAACCUAGAUGCAAUUCCAAGGAAGACCCAGAACUACUUCCUUGGCUGUUUCCUGUUGAAGUUUGGCCUGACAGUGUGUGCCUACCUGCUGGCCUUUGGGUUCACCCUGCAGGAGCUCUGCCUCAGAAGCAGCAACUCCACCUUAGCUGACAACACCACUGUCAACUGCCUUCAUAUACUCACAGCCAGCUCUUCAGCUGACGCUCCUCACUGGUUCAGUGAACUGUCCAAUGGCCUGCUGCUGACUCAGAAGGUCAUGGCAGGGUUCCUGGUCUUACACACAGUGGUGAUCUCCCUCAGCUACGUCCACAGAUCUCAGCCUCUGUGGAGAAAGAAUCCCAUCAGCAACACCUGGUGGUGUCUCACUGUACCUGUGGUUCUGCUCAGCCAGGUUGUUCAGGCCACAGUGGAUUACCAGUUAUGGCGGGACCAGGGCAGCCUCCUGACCUUUAACCUGAGUGACAUACCCCUGUUGGCCUGGCUGCUGGCCUCUCUGUCCCCGCUGCUGGUGGUGGUGGUCAACGAAGUGGUGAAGCUACACGAGAUACGGGUGCGAGUUCGCUACCAGAAGAGACAGAAGCUGCAGUUUGAAACAAAGCUGGGGAUGAAUUCUCCAUUCUGAUGUGUUUGCUGUGAGGAAAUUGGUGUUGUGGCAAUACUGGGAACUAUAAGUUCUGGAAACCAGGGAAGGGCUGGGUGCAAACACUGCAGAACCCUCCGUUAACACUUCAGCCCAACAGCACUGCAACUAUCAGGUGGAGCAGAUAUCAACCAAAUGUCACAGUGGGGGCUUUAUGACACGAAUGUUGAAGCUCCUGGGUCUGUUUUUCUUAAGAGAGUUGAUGUUUAAUCAGUUAUCUGAAGGGCAGGGAAAAUUCCAAAGCAUUCAUUUCCAUUUAAUAGAGAAGAGCCAAAAAAGGCAACUAUUUAUUGUCUGGUUUUAGUUAGUUUUAACAGCAUGAAGAAUGUUUUCUGAAGAGGUUUAUGCUUUCUCACUAUCACAAACUGUUCUCCACCUCUGAGAGACUUGUGCAUGGUUACUCUCGUUUUCAGAAAUGCCCCCCAAGCCCAAACAAAGGAUGUUUUAGUAAAGUUAAUUUUAAUAUCACGAAUAAUAUAAUAAUAUAAUAUCAAACACAGAAAAACACAUAGGGCUGAAAAGAAAAGUAUCUACGGAGCCCCAGAGUGUUCAAUAUUAAUUAAUCAUGUUAAAAAAAAAAAGAUAAUCACAUAAACAACAGUAAUUUAAUCCAGAGUAAAUCUGUUUUUAUUUGAUGACAGAGAGGCAAUGCCCCUCCCCUACUGGUGGGCCACCAUGGGGGGGGCAUAAUUUUUUGAUCCUGUUUGAAAAAUUACACAAAUGUUUGUCAAUAUAAAAAUAUAUUUUACAAGUCACAGUUGGUCCCAAAGCUGUUAAAGUAUAAGACUGUGAAAAUACUUCAUUAGAAAAAUUACUCAGGUGGCGUAAGUGACGUUAUAGCUUUCUCUAUCGCUGAAGCUCUGAUGCGUUGUGUGUUUAGUACAAAUAUGUACUGAGACAAAUGACGGUUCUCUCUUAUUAUUUCACUUCCCGACUGAUAGAAAGACCAGGUGUUGCUGGUUUCAGGUAAGAUAAUGCUACAUUUGUGUGUGGAACACAGCUCAAUUAUUUAGCUAGCUAGCUAGCUAUUGUUGAUGACAUAUAUCGUGCGAGACGAGAGAUGUAGUUCACUGAGCAGUUUUACACAAAACUAAAUGGUGCUAUGCCAGACUGCUACUUCCUUGAUUUGCAAGAUUAUAUUUUAAAAUUGCUAGCAAGCUCAACAACUGCUACCAAAUUUAGCCAGGUAGCUACUGUUAGCUAAAGCAACAAUAUCAAAGUAAUUCUGAAUCAGCUAUGUAGCGGCUGCUCUUAUUAGACACAGUACGCAGACACAAAACUCAGCAUGUCCUUUUAAUUAUGUAGCUUAACAAGGCUGCACAUGCUACUUACCUAGCUGGCUAACUAGCUAGGCGGUGUUGUGAGCUUUGUUUAUUACUGAGCAUCAAAGUGAAGAGACAGUGUUAGCGGCACCAGCUAAAAUUAUUUCCAAACUCAAUUACUACAUUGUUAGUUACUACUAAAACAUUUUAUUAAUUAACAAAUUGAUUGUUCAUUUACAUAUGUGUAUGUGUGUGUUUGUGUGUGUGUGUAUGUAUGUAUGUAUGUAUAUAUAUUUAUAUAUAUAUAUAUAUAUAUAUAUAUAGAUACAUAUAUACAUAUACAUAUAUAGAUAAUGAUAUAAAUAUAUAAUUUUAUUUAUUUUUUUUUAAUGUAUUUAAUAUUGACAACUUUGGGGCUCCAUAUGUAACAAGGUAAACACCUUGUUUAUUGCUUGGCAACUACAGAAUAGAGUGUAACACUACCUCUGAAAAAAAUGUGACAAAGAAAGUUACAUUCAGUCAUUGAGCCUUUGAGCCACAUUUUCUUCACUGUGAUCGCCUGCAAGACAAAGUUCUCUAUUAUCUUAUUGUGUUUUAGAACAACAACGUUGCUGUUACUAAAUUCCUGAGCUAAGCCAAGCCUGCUGUAACACAUUAAGGACUGAAGAUUGUGGAAUAAAUUGGAUCAGUCACGUUUUUUUACAUGCAUACCUACAUUUGACGUAUACUGUAUACACAUUUAUCCAACUGAAGAAUGUGCCAGCAUGCUACUUUGAAACCACGCAGUUAGCUGUGCAGUGAUCUUAGCAAGUCCCUCCCGAAGCAGUGGAUUCACUGAAUAUAUAAUGACGUUUAUUCUGGUAUGCUAACAUACCAGAGUCUUCUGAAAGGUGCUUCAUAUCAUUAAGUUGCCUUUCUUCUCAGCCUGUCUGGCUGUUUCAGUUCUCAACGCCUCGACUGACAGGAGCUCAGGAUAAUGUUGUUUUAAAGUGUAGAAAUGAAAAGUUAAGCAGAUGUCAUUGAUUAUCCCACAUUUUUAUAUUUGAUCUGCUGACCUUCAUAUACCAGAGAUUUAUUUCCUGAUCACCUUCAAGUGUCCCCAUUAGUCUACUGUGUUCAAUUACUUCAGUUCAUGUGCAGCAUUGGCAGCAGACGUCUGUAUCACUGACGUUCAUUUUCAGUCAAACCAACCUUAUUUAUGGUAAUGAUUUAAGAAGGACAUGAUUUUGAUAUUGCUACUGUAGACAAGUGGGCUGAUGGAAUUUAUUGGUAAUACAUUAGUUAAGAACAAAAUAACAUGCUUUAUGUCACUCCUAAAAACUUUAUUGAUACAAAUGAAACAAUGAAGGUAAUUCUUGUCAGUGCUGGAUUAAUCACUAGGAGGUCUUGGGGCAAAAAAUGAGCCAAUUUCAUUUCCAGAAAAUGUAUUAUACCCUAAUAUUGAUAUAUACUGUAAUAUAGGAUUUAGCUGAUACUCUUUUCAGAUUUUAUUUAUGUGGGAAUCAAGUCAGAACUUAUAGUUUUUAUUCCAUUUUUAGAAUAUUUUCCUCUGGAACAAACAGUUGUGGUAGAGGAUUGUAUCCAUAUCACUCACCCCUAUUCUAAACAAGUUUGCAGUCAGUCAAUUGACCACAAACUGAUGGACACAGUGAAACUGGGGCUUGUGGGGAUCCUGAAGUUCUGAGAUAUGUUGGUUAGUUAUCCGGCCUUGAUUUUUGUCCUCUUGUAGUUUUUAUUUAAAGAUAGCAUCAAACAUUAAAUCUGGGGUUGAGCUUCUGGUCUGUAGCCACCAUUAACAACACUGAGGUCAUGAGGUCAUGUUAGAGGUUGAUCCAGCAUUUUUCACACCAGAACCAGAAUAGAUAACCAGAAUAGAUAAAACAGGGAAAAUUUAAAUAAUGCCAACAUUUUAUUUAUUUAAUUUUUUGUGGUGGUGAUGGGGGACUUAUGACAUCAGUAUCUUUCAUAUCAUGGCUACAGCCCUGUUUAACCUCUAAUCGCUUUUAUACAUGUGCCUGUUUUAGUUAUUCCAUUGCUACAAAUGCUCCUUUGAGUUCCACAUUUAAAGUUCGGGUGUACAUGAAGAGGUGAAGAAGUGGUCUAUGGCACUACUGGCGAUCACUUUCUGCAAGACAGUCAAUAGUCGGCAUGAAACUACUGAAGGUUUUCAGACAACUAUCACAAUGCAAGAAAACAUGAGAUUUUAUUUUUUAUUGGCCCUGUUUCAUACUUGUGUUUUAUCUCAUGACAAACACGUGGACAAUGCUGCAUGACUAAGAUCCAGUGAAUGCCCUGUCUUGAUCGAUGUACAUGUUAUCUAUAGUUCUACUGUUUUGUUCACGACACAAAUGGACUCAGUCAAGCAUGGACUUCAUACUAUAUGUAAGCAGGCCUCCAGUGCAACCUGCAGAGUUGAUGCUUGGCAUUUUGAUAACAUUAUCACGCACAUGCUUGGAGCCUAAGCCUCUGUCAGUGGAUUUGUAGGGUGGGAUGGGGGGUGAUGGACUACGGUAUAGUUGUUCACAAGAUACAUAAAUGUAUAUUUUGUAUUUUUUAAAGUGUCUAUGUUCAGGACUUUUGACAAAUUUGCUUGUGUAUUGAUUGUCAUGUUAAUAAAUACGCUCUUUUAUUUA